AAUGUAUUAUAACAGAGUUUAAUGAUCUUGAAAAGUAUUGAUAACACGUGACGUACUUGACCUCUUAUGUAAUAUCAUGAAUAUCUUAAUAUAAGCAUCAGUACCCGUUAUACUCUAUACAACAUGGUAUAGUUUAUUUAGGAAUUAACAUGAGUAAUUUAUAAACUAAAUUUAGCUUUGUCAGUUAAAAGUUGAAUGGUUUAAAGUGAAGAUGCUGUUGAAAACACAGUCGCAAUUAACUUUAAUUUUAAGUAUGAUAUGUUCAGUUUAUUGUAAAAGCAAAGCAUGUGAAACGUUCGAAGAAAAUACAAUUUUCGCAGUAGAUCACCGCGGACAUGUUAUGAAUCGUACAAUCGAUGGUUGCAUAGAGUAUAGCGAUUUUAUUGGUUACCAUAUCGUACAGGUGACUGUGAAACAUCAGUAUUUGGACACGCUGGGACGCGAAUGUGUCAGGGACAUGCCAUUUUUAAAGAGAUUAAUUUUCCAACAUUGCGAAAUUACUAAAAUCGAUUCGAAAUUUUUGAGCAAUCUUCCAAAAUUAGAAUACUUAGAGAUAUUCGGAGGUGAAUUGGACACGUUAAAAAAGAACUUAUUCGACGAAGUUCCCGAAAUUACAACGAUUAGUGUGCACGACACGUUGUUGUGUGAUAUCAGAAACGAAGCAUUGGGAUAUAUGCCUUCUUUGAAGAGGGUCUCCCUUUACAGAAAUCACCUGGAAUUUAUUAACAAAGAUUGGUUUACUGGUUCUGAGAACAUACAAAUUAUGGACAUCAGCUUCAAUAAGAUUACAACCAUCAGCCGAAAUACAUUUCGGUACUUAAAAAAUCUUAGAGAACUCUACUUGGACUUUAACAACUUGGAACUAUUGGAAACUGCAGCUUUCAACGGUCUUCAAAACCUCCGUUUCUUAGGGUUACGGUACAAUAAACUAAAAACAUUGGACGCAGACGUAUUUCCAACUACGACGAAAAUCGGCAGGCUGGACAUUGGAGCCAACUCGUUAAACUACUUGUCGCCGGAACUGAGAAAGAUACUUGAAGUAGGUUCCAUUGUUCUUGAUGCUAAUCCUUGGAUGUGUUAUUGUUAUUUUCAAAUCACUGAAUGGCUGAACUCCACAAAUGCACGUUUGGAGCCAUCACGAUACUGCCCGGAUAUCCCGUUUUGUUAUUCGACGUCUUCAAAUGUCACAGACUGUGCGGAAAGUGAUGGUGAAGAAGUUUCGAGGGGGUAUUUUGUUGCGCUGAGGACUUUAGGGACUAUAAAUCCGUAUUGUGCUAGGGAAAGUUAAUGUAGGUUGUAACGUACAACUUAUAUUAA
Molecule: messenger RNA, 1317 nt
Organism: Aethina tumida (small hive beetle)
Lineage: Eukaryota; Metazoa; Arthropoda; Insecta; Coleoptera; Nitidulidae
Product: leucine-rich repeat-containing protein egg-6-like
Exons: 1
Coding region: 212-1288 (358 amino acids)
Cellular component (GO): plasma membrane
Molecular function (GO): protein binding
Source: RefSeq, a predicted model, not a curated record